UCCUACCUCAAACGAAUCAUCUUUUGUGGGUUUUCUUAUGGGCGCCAUUUUGAGUAGAUUAAUUUGAAGGGGUAGCAGGUUACACUUUGAUAAUUCUCAAUUAAAGCAGAUUAAUAUCCCAGUCGCUUACAUUUGGAGGUGAGUUAGCCAUUGGAGUACACCAAACAUGGCUACGGGAGCAAACGCGACUCCUUUAGGGAAGUUGCACCCCAGCAUCGGCGCUAAACGAGGAUUCGACGCCGGGCCUGGAGCGGGGAACGGACUGAUGCCGACACCGGGCCCGCCUGCAGCCUUCCCCUCGAUACAAGCCUUCCAGCCCCCGAUGCCUGUCGCCUCUUUCCCGCAGUUUAACCCCGCUGCAGGGUUUGCGGCGCAGGUUCCUCAGCAGCCGCUCAACGUGGGAGGACAAGAUUUUGGCUCCAAGAAGCAGAGAAAGAAGAGUCGCUGGAGUAGCGAGACGCCCGAUCAGAAGACUGUCAUACCGGGCAUGCCCACUGUCAUUCCUCCUGGCUUGACCCGGGACCAAGAGAGAGCCUAUAUAGUCCAACUGCAGAUCGAAGACCUGACUCGUAAACUGCGUACAGGAGACCUGGGAAUCCCUGUUAACCCUGAGGACAGGUCCCCCUCUCCGGAGCCAAUCUACAACAGCGAGGGGAAGCGGCUGAACACCCGCGAGUAUCGCACCAGGAAGAAGAUCGAGGAGGAGCGACACUCUCUCAUCACAGAGAUGGUCGGAUUGAACCCCGACUUCAAGCCUCCUGCAGACUAUAAACCUCCAGCGACCAGAGUCAACGACAAAGUGAUGAUCCCCCAGGACGAAUACCCAGAAAUCAACUUUGUGGGUCUCCUGAUUGGACCACGUGGUAACACGCUGAAAAACAUCGAGAAGGAGUGCUGCGCCAAGAUCAUGAUCCGGGGUAAAGGUUCGGUGAAGGAGGGGAAGGUUGGCAGGAAAGACGGACAGAUGCUGCCGGGGGAGGACGAGCCGCUGCACGCCCUCGUCACUGCCAACACCAUGGAGAAUGUGAAGAAGGCCGUGGAGCAGAUUCGCAACAUCCUGAAACAAGGCAUCGAGACACCCGAGGACCAGAACGACCUGAGGAAGAUGCAGCUCAGGGAGCUUGCCAGACUGAACGGCACGCUGAGAGAAGAUGACAACAGGAUCCUUCGUCCAUGGCAGAACGCUGAACCUCGCAGCAUCACCAACACGACCCUCUGCACCAAGUGUGGAGGAGCAGGUCACAUCUCCUCUGACUGCAAAUACACCAGCUCCUUCGCCGCCCACAGAGCGACGGGCGGAGAGCCCCCUCAAUCGGCUCAGGACAAAGCUCGGAUGGACAAGGAGUAUCUGUCACUCAUGGCCGAGCUUGGAGAGGCUCCCGUCCCCUCGUCUGGGGGAGGACACGGCAGCAACCAGGGAGGCGGGCCCCGAUCUUCAGGGCCCAGCGGGAACCAGCCGCCAGUGCAAAACCGCCCCCCCUGGAUGAGCUCUGGACCUGCUGAGAACAGGAGCUACCACAGUAUGCAUGGAGGACCCGGAGGUCACGGAGGACCACACAGCUUCCCUCCCCCAAUGACAAACAUGGGAGGCCCCCCCAUGCCCCCCAACCCCAAUGGCCUGCCUCCCCCGUGGAUGCAGCCCCCUCCACCUCCCAUGGGCCAGGGACCAGGACCUCACGGACACCCAAUGGGUCUGCUGCCUCCUCCAAUGGGCAUGAUGCCGCCUCCCCCUCCUCCCCCCAGCAACCAGCCCCCUCCUCCCCCUUCUGGACCCCUGCCACCAUGGCAACAGCAAGCUCCACCUCCUCCUCCAACCAGCAGCAUGGCAACCAGUACACCGCUGCCAUGGCAACAGAACACCACCACCACGUCCAGUCCGGGCACCGGCACCCUGCCCCCCUGGCAGCAGCCCCAGCAGCCUGCAGCCUCCGGAGCCCAGCCCCCUCCACCCAUGGGCACCCCGUCCAUGGUGCCGCCUCCCCCCGGCGUCCAGCCCCCACUGCCCCCCGGAGCCCCUCCUCCUCCCCCUCCACCUCCUCCAGGCUCUACGGGCAUGAUGUACGCUCCUCCGCCUCCCCCGCCUCCCAUGGACCCUUCCAACUUUGUCACCAUGAUGGGGAUGGGGGUGCCGGGCAUGCCCCCCUUCGGCAUGCCUCCCGCCCCUCCACCUCCUCCCCCUCAGAAUUAACCCCCUUCAGAAGAAUCGUCCUCCCGUACGUGUGCUCACAGAAAACAUAUAACCAGUGCUUUAUUUUUUAUUGAUCCUUGCUAUGAGAGUCUGUCGGUUCAGUUUGUAAAGUAACUUAAUCAGUUCUGUUUUUAACGUUCACUCUCGCUCUGCAUCGCAGCCGUGCUCCCUCCUCGUCCCUGCAAACAAAAGAAGAACUGCUCCGGUCCCCAGCAGGCGAUGAUUUCUGCUUCAAACGUUCCACUCAAACUCAACAUUACUGGAGAUAAUAUAUUGGAAUUCAUCGUGCAUGAUCAUUUAAAGUCAUCACUCACAGAUUUAUACUCCUGUCAUGUCCGUGUGUCGGCUCAACGUUGAAUAAGAUGAAUAUUUUUGUAAUAACAACAUGUGAAGUGUUUCUUAGUUCUGUCAGGAAUCCUUUUUGUAGUUCGGAUUGUUUUCCAGAGACUUCCAGGGUUUUAAUUGUUUCUCUUUCGUUAACUUGCCUGCGUCUCGGUCGUGACAUUGAGUUAGAAAAAGGGGGGGUUAGGUUCUCGGCCUCCUCUCUGCACUACUUGAAUGCUGAACAUCAGAUAUAUCCCUGUCCCUCUGCUCUGAUCUGACGCUGUGUGCAGUGUUUGUGUUGCUCUCUGAAGGACGGAGGUAUCGGUUUGUCCCUGGAGUUAUUAGAGCAGACAGAUGUUAGUUUUACUCUGUUUCUGGAUCCAGUCUGUUGUGUUGAGUGUGGAUGAAUAGCUGUUGAAAUCUUGCUUGGUUUCGCAUUAAACUGAUCCAUUUCA
Notolabrus celidotus (New Zealand spotty) is the source of this 2967-nucleotide messenger RNA. RefSeq names its product splicing factor 1 (gene sf1). Gene Ontology annotation, cellular component: nucleus. Gene Ontology annotation, molecular function: mRNA binding; zinc ion binding. Gene Ontology annotation, biological process: regulation of mRNA splicing, via spliceosome. The transcript has 12 exons. The record is from RefSeq and is a predicted model, not a curated record. The coding region runs from base 167 to 2188 and encodes 673 amino acids. NCBI's taxonomy places the organism in Eukaryota, Metazoa, Chordata, Actinopteri, Labriformes, Labridae.